This is a messenger RNA of Lucilia cuprina (Australian sheep blowfly), 3588 nucleotides long. RefSeq names its product ATP-binding cassette sub-family D member 3 (gene Pmp70). Gene Ontology annotation, molecular function: long-chain fatty acid transmembrane transporter activity; ATP binding; ABC-type transporter activity. The record is from RefSeq and is a predicted model, not a curated record. Gene Ontology annotation, biological process: very long-chain fatty acid catabolic process; long-chain fatty acid import into peroxisome; peroxisome organization. The transcript is spliced from 11 exons. NCBI's taxonomy places the organism in Eukaryota, Metazoa, Arthropoda, Insecta, Diptera, Calliphoridae. The coding region runs from base 667 to 2640 and encodes 657 amino acids. Gene Ontology annotation, cellular component: peroxisomal membrane.
CAGUCAGAUGUGUUUUGUGCGGUAAACAUAUAACGUGAUGGUUUGUUGUUAGUUGUGUGUGCAAAAAAGUAAAUUUUUUCUUUCUUUUCUCCACAAAUUACUAAAUAGUGAGUGUAACUAAGAUAAAGUUAAUUAAGCAACAUAAAAGAGAAGUAAAAAAUAAUUGAAAACGUAACAGAAAAGUAGAUUUCAUUAACAAACCAAUCCAAAUAAGCUGAAAAAUUGGCAUUUUUUGUGUAAAUUAAAGAGAAAAAAAGGUGACAAAAAGGUUAAUUAACAAAUAAAACAUCUAACUAAACGACCUAUAAGUGAAGUAUAUUAAAGGGAAAAAAAGAAAACACAAAAAGGGGAGUGGAAGAAAAUUAAAUACAAGAAAGUAGCAAUUCACUCACUGGUAGGCAACUACGACAUCAACGACGACAACAGCAAAAUACAAGUGGAAAUUUUAAUUGUUUGAAUAAGAAGUGUAUGUGUAAAAAUUAUUUUUUUUUAUAGUUGUAACAGCAACAAUACUACAAACAAAUUUGCAAAACAAAAACGUAAUUGUAAUAAAAUUUAUUAUAAUUGAAUAUCAUUUGUGGUUUUUUUUUUUGCUGUUGUUAUUCUCGUAAAUAUUGAUUUAUCACUUACUACUCACCCUAACUAAUACGAAACUAUUUAGUUGAAAUGGCCCCAGCUUUAAGUAAAUUGCGCGAAAAUCAAAAUGCCAUUGUGGGUCUUACGGGCAUAUCGGCUGCUCUUUGGAUCAUAGGCUAUGGAAAAAUGAAUAGCAAACGCAGAAAACCUGGCUAUGAAGAAAAAAUCCAAUACACAAUAGCCGAGAAAAAGGAUAGGAAAUCACCAAAAGCCCAUGUCAAUGCUGUUUUCUUCAAACAAUUAAAGAAAUUAUUGCCAAUUUUAAUCCCUGGCUUUUGGAGUGUUGAAAGUGGUUUGCUAUUUUUAGUGGCAGCUUCACUUAUUGGUCGUUCCGUCAGUGAUAUUUGGAUGAUACAAAAUGCCACCGUUGUUGAAAGUACAAUUAUACACAUGAAUAAAGCCGGCUUUAGAACGGCUUUAAUGAAAUACUUAGCUGCUUUACCAAUGAUUUCAGUGGUAACCAACAUUUUGAAAUGGAGUUUGGGUGAAUUAAAAUUAAGAUUUAGAACCAACUUAACACAUCAUUUAUACAAUCAGUACCUGACUGGUUACACUUACUAUAAAAUGUCCAAUUUAGAUAAUAGAAUAGCCAAUGCUGAUCAAUUGUUAACAACUGAUAUUGAUAAAUUCUGUGAAAGUGCUACAGAUUUAUACUCGAACAUCAGUAAACCUAUAUUGGAUAUAUUCAUUUAUGUCUAUCGUUUAACUGUUAAUUUGGGUGGCAAGACACCUUCCAUAUUGAUGGUUUAUCUUUUGUUUGCUGGUGUUUUACUUACACACAUGCGUCGCCCUACUGGUCGUUUGACCGUUGAGGAACAAAAAUUAGAAGGAGAAUUCCGUUAUGUUAACAGCCGUUUAAUUACGAAUUCCGAAGAAGUGGCGUUCUAUCAGGGUAAUUCUCGUGAAAAAUUGACCUUAUUGGCCAGUUAUUCUAAGUUGCGUUCACAUUUGCGUAAAUUUUUGGAAUUCCGUGUGGGCAUGGGUAUUGUGGAUAAUAUUGUGGGCAAAUAUUUUGCUUCUGUUGUUGGUUUCUAUGCUGUAUCAAUUCCAUUCUUUACACCUAACCAUCCUUUGUUAUCGGGCGAAAAUCAGGGUCAACGUUUACAGGCUUACUAUACCUAUGGUAGAAUGUUAAUUAAACUGGCAGAGGCUAUUGGUCGUUUGGUGUUAGCUGGUCGUGAAAUGACACGUUUAGCUGGUUUUACUGCUCGCAUGACCGAAUUAAUUAAGGUAUUGAAUGAUCUCAAUAAGGGCACCUACGAACGCACCAUGGUCAAUAAUGUCAAUAAUAAACAUGAUAUGGGACCCGGCAAAGGUGAAAUGGUGUUUGUCGAUAAUAUAAUUAAAUUCGAAAAUGUACCAUUAGUAACACCAAAUGGUGAUGUUUUAGUCAAAGAUUUGACCUUUGAAGUAAAGUCUGGCACGAAUGUAUUAGUCUGUGGUCCAAAUGGCUGUGGUAAAUCUAGUUUAUUCCGUAUUUUGGGUGAAUUGUGGCCAACAUGGGGUGGUAAAGUAACUAAACCACAAAGAGGCAAACUAUUCUAUAUUCCUCAAAGACCUUACAUGACAUUGGGUUCAUUAAGGGAUCAGAUUAUUUAUCCUCAUACCCGUGAUGAUAUGCGUCGCAAUGGCAAAACCGAUGAAGAUCUUAUGCAAUACUUGGACAUCGUACAACUAACCUAUCUGGAACAGCGCGAAAAUGGUCUGGAUGCCAUUGAGGAUUGGAUUGAUGUGUUGUCGGGCGGUGAGAAACAACGUAUUGCCAUGGCUCGUCUCUUCUAUCACAGUCCCCAGUUUGCCAUUUUGGAUGAGUGCACCAGUGCUGUGUCAGUCGAUGUCGAGGGUAAAAUGUACAGUUAUUGUCGUGAGGCUGGCAUUACAUUAUUCACCGUAUCACAUCGUAAAUCAUUGUGGGUUCAUCAUGACUACUUUUUGCAAUUUGAUGGUCGUGGCCAUUACGAAUUCGGUCGUAUCGAUCAGGAUAAGGAACAAUUCGGUUCAUAAGCACAAUAUAGUUAAGACGGCGAACAACAACAACAACAACAACCACAGUAAUAAUAAUCAUUUUAUGAAAGUAAUCCCAAAAACACCACCUGAUUGAUGUCAUUUAUGUUUGUAAAUGAUGUUGAUGUUUGAAAGUGUUUGAUGUAUCAGGUUAAAGGAGAACAUCGCUAAUAUAAAAAUGUUGUUGCUAUUUCAUAUCAACGACAACAACAUAUAUGACUAUCAUAUAGUGGCCAAUAUAUUAUUUUUAUUCCAAAAAUAAUAGUUUAUAACAAAUUUCCAUUUUUUUAUUAUAAUUUUUAUAGCUUUAUUCUAUAAAAGAAUUUUUACUUUGAAUUAAAUAUUGUAAAACGAAUUGUUAAUAUUUGAUUUGGAUUUUAACAUAUAUAGACUUUCCUAAGUUAGUAGAUUAUUAUUAAAAACAAACAAAAAAAAAAACAACCAGUUUUGGGUAUACAAACGUAAAGUGGGAAAUAAAAAUAAUUAAAUUAUUUUAUUUCUUUUAGAGUUUCUUUAACUCACCCAGCCUUAACUAAAAAUGUACAUCCAUACCUAUUCCAAUGGUAGUUCCUUCCUUAACGAUUACCUUUUCUUAGUUAAAACAACAAUUCUGCAACUUUUUCUUCCUCAAUGAAUAAAAAAGAAAACCUAUUUUGUUUUACUAUUAAAUAGCUUUAUUAUAUUUACAUUUGCAAUCUUGUAUAAUUGGUGCUGGUUGUAUUUUAGAAAUGAAGUAAAUUUGCUAUUAAAUAUUAUAAAAAAAAUUUAGUCUAAUCCUUUUCAUAUUACUAUAUAUAGUACAUACACACACAGUCAAAGUGUGAAUUGACAUUUUUUUUUACAAAUCUAAAAUUUGCUUGCAAAAUUGAAAUUAUUAUUAUUAUUUUAUUCUCAACAAGUUAUAAAUAUAAAAUGUAUGUAAAUUUUAAAGAAAACGAACAAUAAAUU